Messenger RNA from Aegilops tauschii subsp. strangulata, 1051 nucleotides. The record is from RefSeq and is a predicted model, not a curated record. Lineage: Eukaryota; Viridiplantae; Streptophyta; Magnoliopsida; Poales; Poaceae.
AACCAAUGAUCUAUCCAGUUCCUGGUGAGCAUGACUGGACAAGGACCCCUGGUCCAGACAUUGACCCACCUGCAUUUAAAGUGAAGAGAGGAAGAAAGAAAGAGAAGAGGAUCAAGGGGAAAUUUGAAGUUCCAAAGCCUAAGGAGACAUCAAGAAUGGGGACUAUAACAUGUGGCAAUUGUGGACUGCAAGGACAUAGGUACACAAGCUGCAACAAGCAGUUGAAGCCUGAGCUGGCUUUGAGGAAGAACAAACAUGUGCCUCUUGCAAGGAAUUCCAAUGCUGGUGCUGCUGCUACUACACAAGCAUCAAGAACUUCUCAUCCAACUCCUACAACAACACCAACAGCUGGAACAGGAGCUGGGAGAGGAGCUGGGAGAGGAGCUGGGAGAGGGGCUGCAGCUGCAGCUGCUGGGAGUGAUGCUGCUAGAGGUGCUGGUAGAGGUGCUGGUAGAGGUGCUGCACCAGGUGCUGGGAGAGGUGCUGGGAGAGGGAGAGGUACAUUCUCUGCCCCAAGGCAAUCUGGUCCCUCCACAUCUACUGCUCCCUCUACAUCUACUGCUACUCCACCUUCUGGUGGUAGAAACAGAGGAUGGAGAGCCUACUUCUAUGCAAGUGGUAACCACUAAAUGGCACAUGUGCCAUGUAAUGUUCAAAACUAGAUACUUCAUGUGUGUUCUUGCAUCCUAUGGUACAAUGUGAUCUUGCUGGUGCUCUCAGUGUACUUUGCUGGUGCUCUUAUUAUACUUUGCUGGUGUACUUUAAGAAUCAAUGCCAUAUAUGGCUUUUGUUCAUGUGGAUGGAUGGAUUUAUUUAUUAGUUAAUGCCAUUUCUGGAGCUGGCUUUUGUUCAUGUGGAUGGAUGUGAUCUUGCUAUUUAUUAGUUAAUCAAUGCCUGGAAUGGACUAUGUUCAUGUGGAUGGUUCUUUUUAUAUCUUUUUAUGAUUGAUAUGUUCAUGACAAUGGUGCAUACUAUUGGAUAGAGUAACUCUGUUGCUGGAUAUAUUGCUGGAUAUAUUGUUGUAUACAUUGUUGGAUAUGUUGUUAAGGUC